AUGUGCGCUUCACCCGACUUUUUCUCGUUUCCCCCUCCACAGUUUGGCAAGGAUGCAAGGAAACUAUUCUUUUUGGAGGAGGGGUUCGUUAACCUUAACCAUGGUUCAUUUGGGGCCCUUCCUAUCCCAGUUCAGGAUGGUUGUUUCGAGAUAACCAAAGAAAUCGAGCGAAAUCCAGAUGUUUUCAUGCGCCAAAAGCUUCUCGAACGCAUCGACGAUGCGCGUGAGCUAGUUGCUCCCAUGUUGGGAGCCGAUCCUAGCACCUGUGUCUUUAUCCCCAAUAUAUCUACAGGAAUUAACACAGUCCUCAAUAAUUUUCAGUGGACAUCUUCCGACGUGAUUGUACACACUGAUUCUGUGUUUGAUUCCGUACUGCUUUCAAUCAACCGUAUGCAGACCCCACAAAAGUCUGUCUUCAAGCUUCCAUUUCCACUCUCCCAUGCUGCUAUUCUGCAAGACUUUCGAAAACAUUUGCAAUCUGUGAAAGGCAGCGGAAAAGUUGUGGCCAUCUUCGAGACAAUGAUGCCUCUUCCUGGAAUAAUUCUUCCAUGGAAAGAAAUGGUUCGAAUAUGCAAGGAAGAAGGGGUCUGGAGUGUUGUCGACGGUGCUCAUUCCAUCGGGCAUGAACUCGACAUUGACCUUUCUUCGGCAGAUCCCGAUUUUUGGAUGACGAACUGCAGCAAAUGGCUCUUCACAAAGAAAGGAUGCUCGAUACUCUAUGUCCCUUUACGAAAUCAAGAAAUAAUUAACUCAACCGUUACUCCUCCCUUGACUUACCCAACCCCUGGAAAGAGGCCGAGUAGCUUUGUCUCAAAAUUCUAUUGGAAUGGGUCAACCGAUCUCAUGUCUGUUCUUAGCAUUGAAUAUGCAAUUGCGUUCCGAAAGUAUAUCGGAGGCGAGAAAAAGAUCAACGACUACUGCCACGAGCUAGCAUUGAAAGGGGGCCGCUGCGUCGCAGCUAUUCUAAAAACGGAAGUCAUGUCCUCCGAUAGAAUUGCAGAGGAGUUGAUCGGGAACAUGGUUAACGUAUCACUUCCAAUUCAUCAAAGCAUCAAACCCUCCGGAGAGAUCUACCUUUUGUACCAAAACACGUUCCUAAGUACGUACAAGAUGUUUGCUCCUAUCUUCUACUACAGAGGAAAGUGGUGGGUUAGAAUCAGUGCCCAGAUCUAUAACGAUAUCGAUGAUUUCAAGAAAUUGGGGGAGAAUUUAGUUGUAAAGAACCUCUUAGAACCAGCAACAGCACCCACAUUCUUAGCCAUGGAUCCCUUCCUUCCCAAAUUCCGUAUCCCUACCAUCGAAAGACUCGGGGUAAAGACUUGUAUGCCCGAUGUAACAGAAAGCACGGCCGCGCAAAUUGCAAAGGAUUGGUUCGACGCUUUCUCCUCCUUUGCCCAGGAACAGAAUGUUUCCGGAAUACAGGGACUUAUUUGUGAAGAUGCGCUGUGGAGGGAUCUCUACGCACUCACAUGGGACAUCCGCACGUUCGAUGGAAUAUCACGUAUUCAAUCUUUCCUCAACGCCCGCAUGCAAACCAUGACAAUGCAUUCAUUCACUUGGAGGAACUUCGCUCGAUUGCAGAGGCCAUAUCCUGAUUUGGUGUGGAUUGUCGUAAUGUUUGGAUUUGAAACAUACGUGGGACGCUGUAGCUUUAUUGCUCGGCUUGUCCCAACCCCUGGCGGGUGGAAGGCCUUCACGUUAUUUACUAACUUGGAGAACCUGAAAGACUUCCCAGAGUCUAUAGGCCCUUCGAGACAGAGUGUACGUGUCGCUUCGAGCGCAUGGAGAGAUCACAGAGAACAAGAAAACCGGUUCACAGAGUCUAAUCCGGCAGUACUGAUCGUGGGAGGAGGCCAGAGCGGGUUGAGCCUAGCAGCACGAUUAAAGUAUCUCAAUGUGCCCACUUUGGUCAUCGAAAAAGAUGGUAGGAUUGGGGAUUCAUGGAGGAAGAGAUACGACUCUUUGUGUCUUCACUUCCCAAUUUGGUAUGACAAUAUGCCGUAUAUUCCAUUCCCCCCAACAUGGCCGAAAUACUCUCCAGGUUUCAAGAUGGCGGAUUGGCUCGAACACUAUGCUGAUAUCUUGGAAUUAAACAUAUGGACUUCAUCAACUGUACUGGAUGCUGUGCAGCAUCAGGAUGAGACCUGGACAGUCCGAGUAAAGAAACCGGAUGGGGUCAUUCGCGUAUUCAAUGUUAACCACUUCGUUAUUGCCACAGGGCAAGGUGACGGAGUUCCACGGAUGCCUUCUAUUCCCAAAGCCGACAUUUUUCGAGGAGAGAUUUUACAUUCGUCGAAAUACAAACGACCAACCAACUUCGUCGGCAAGAAGGUUGUUGUUAUUGGAACGGGUAACUCAGAUGUGACUAUGUACCAACGAUCAGCUACUCUCGUCAUGAAUCUCGAUAAAUGCUGGGAUCUUUUCGCUGGACCCCUCUACAGUGAAACCUCGCCACCUAACGACCUAUCUGAUCAGUUGUCUCAAUCCAUACCUCAUCUCCUCUUGGAGGGAGGAUUGGCUCAACGUAACACCGCAGCCAUUCUUGCCAGUCAGAGAGAGAUGCAGGACGCUCUUAGGGAAGUCGGGUUUAAGCUUAACGACGGCGUCCUUGGAGCUGGAAUAUUGUUAAACCUAAAACAAAAGGGAGGUGGACAUUACUUCGACGUCGGCGCGUCCCAGUUGAUCAUAAACGGAGACAUCAAGAUAAAGAGCGACAGUGCUAUACUUGAAUACGAGGAGCACGGGCUAAAAUUCGCAGACGGAAGUCGUCUUGACGCCGACGUCAUUAUUUGCGCCACAGGAGGUGGCGAUGUCCGUCAGAUUGUAUCCCAACUGUGCGGUGAAUCCGUAGCUUCAGAAUGUCCACCAUUUUUUGGCGUGAAUGAGGAAGGGGAAAUGACAUGGUUCCGACCGUUCCCUAGGAAAGGAUUAUGGUAUAUGCACGGCAACCUUUCUCUUACCAGGUUCCAUUCCAAGCACGUUGCCAUGUACAUUAAGGCUAUGGAAGAGAAACUAAUCAUAUCCCGAUACCCCUCCGACAUGAGCCCCAAGUGCAUUCAGCUCAGACAGCUUGAGUUGCCUCCCAACAGUGAGAUUUAG
Psilocybe cubensis is the source of this 3099-nucleotide messenger RNA. RefSeq lists its product as uncharacterized. The transcript has 22 exons. The record is from RefSeq and is a predicted model, not a curated record. Bases 1 to 3099 code for a protein of 1032 amino acids. NCBI's taxonomy places the organism in Eukaryota, Fungi, Basidiomycota, Agaricomycetes, Agaricales, Agrocybaceae.